CCAUAAUGCUGCAUUCAGGAGCUUCUGUUCAAGACACAAAGCCUGGCUGGCCUGUCAUUUCUUAAUAAUCCAGCAAGCUUCCAGGGCCUUGUAGCCUGGAGGAGCUACAGCUGCCGUUUUGAGAUGCUGAGGCACCCUGUCUGAAGCACUCAACUUGACUACUGGGUGAGCCCUUGGAGAGGCUUCCCAGCCUCUGCUCUUCAAGCCGAAGUACCACAGGGGAUACAAGUCCCAGAGUUACAGGACCUCAGCUAUGGUUCAUGUGUAAAGGGAACCAUUAGGCAACCAGGGGAAAUAAUGAAGAAGAUCUAUAUUUACAAAUGUGGAAAGAUGUUCGUGGUAUAUUGUUAAAUUAAAAAGCUGUUUAAAAAUAGCUUUUGGGUCAAGUGAGAUGACUCACUUAUACUUUUAGUAUAAGUAUGUCCCAUGCAAUAUCUGGAACAUACUUGUACUAAGGGGUUUCUCCCUCCAUCAGCACAUCCCAGGCAUCCCGGCAGCUGCUGGCCUCCAGCAACCCCACAUUCUAGUUGUGUGGGAGUGGGGUGUGGCAUGGACCCUGUGGGCUACCACUGCCCUGAGCUUCUUCUUCACACACUGGUAUUUGUAUUUGUGGUAAACCCAGUGACAUGGGGGAGAUGACAUACAAAAAGGGCAGGACCUGAGAAAGAUUAAGUUGUAGGCUCCCUGCCCAUAAAACAGGGUGUGAAAGGCAUCUCAGCGGCUGCCCCACCAUGGCUACCUGGGCCCUCCUGCUCCUUGCAGCCACGCUCCUGGGCAACACAGGCCUUGGGGUCAGUGUGAGCCCCAAGGGCAAGGACACUUCGGGAAGGGAGAGUGGAUUUGGCUGGGCCAUCUGGAUGGAAGGUCUGGUCUUCUCUUGUCUGAGCCCUGAGUACUAUGACCUGGCAACAGCCCACCUGUGUGACGAGGAGAAAUCCUGCCCGUGCCUGGCCCAGGAGAGCCCCCAGGGCGAUCUGUUGACCAAAACACAGGAGCUGGCCUAUGACUGCAGGACCUGUCUGAGGAUAGUCCAGGCACUGAAGGAGAUGGUGAAACAGCCCACCGAGAAAAGCGUUUCCAAAGCUGUAACCCGGGUGUGUAAGAAGCAGAGAUCACGAUGGCGCGACGUCUGCAAACAUUUCAUAACGACGUAUCAGCCUAGAGUUACCCAGGGCCUCGUGGCCGGAAAAACUGCCAAGGAGAUCUGUGUGGACCUCGAGUUGUGCGGACCUUCUAUGGGUCCCCUCUGAGCCUUCUCACCCUGUCCUGUGGAAGAAGCACAGGCUCCUGUCCUCAGAUCCCGGGAACCUCAGCAACCUCUGCCGGCUCCUCGCUUCCUCGGUCCAGAAUCCACUCUCCAGUCUCCCUCCCCUGAUUCCCUCUGCUGUCCUCCCCUCUCAGGAGAAUAAAGUGUCAAGCAAGA
Messenger RNA from Symphalangus syndactylus (siamang), 1423 nucleotides. RefSeq names its product granulysin (gene GNLY). Gene Ontology annotation, cellular component: cytolytic granule. Gene Ontology annotation, biological process: defense response to bacterium; killing of cells of another organism; antimicrobial humoral immune response mediated by antimicrobial peptide. The record is from RefSeq and is a predicted model, not a curated record. NCBI's taxonomy places the organism in Eukaryota, Metazoa, Chordata, Mammalia, Primates, Hylobatidae.